Messenger RNA from Galendromus occidentalis (western predatory mite), 2083 nucleotides. RefSeq names its product alpha-1,6-mannosyl-glycoprotein 2-beta-N-acetylglucosaminyltransferase (gene Mgat2). Gene Ontology annotation, molecular function: alpha-1,6-mannosylglycoprotein 2-beta-N-acetylglucosaminyltransferase activity. The transcript has 3 exons. The coding region runs from base 151 to 1458 and encodes 435 amino acids. The record is from RefSeq and is a predicted model, not a curated record. Gene Ontology annotation, biological process: protein N-linked glycosylation; oligosaccharide biosynthetic process. Gene Ontology annotation, cellular component: Golgi stack; Golgi membrane. Lineage: Eukaryota; Metazoa; Arthropoda; Arachnida; Mesostigmata; Phytoseiidae.
AAAAACCCGACUAGAUAUCGACGUUCAGUUCCUUUCGCUGCUGUAAAGUUAGGAUCGCGCAGAAGGAGCGAGGCGAUCAGUCUCUCACGUGUGAAAGGCAAAUGGAAGGCCCAGCUGCGGGCCCGCGGCCCUUGGCUGACCUUUUCUAGCAUGAGGCUCCGCCGGAACUACACCCUGCUGCUAUCAAAAGUCGCCAUCACGAUUUGCUUCACGUGCUUAAUCUGGUAUCAAAUCCGAGACAACUCAGACCAAAUCAACAGCGCACCGGGGACUCAGUCCCAACUGCGCCACAAUGGCUCGUCACUACUGUCGAAUUCUGUCAUUCCGCAAAAAAUCCGCUUACGUUCGCCAAGCCCCGAACCGUCGUCCUACGUUAGAAGUUACGUUACCGAGUUGAAUAGGAUUCAAGAAAUCCACAACGAGGAUCUGUAUGGACCUCUGACAGAGAACGACCCGGUGAUCGUCAUACAAGUUCACAACCGGUGGACCUAUUUAGAGGGUCUCAUCGCCUCGCUGCGCACCGUGCCAGGAAUCAAUCGAACAUUGCUCAUAUUCUCACACGACUUCUACGAUGAGACUAGCUUCAUCGAAGAGCUGCCAAAAAUCGUCACUUUCACGAAAAUGAUGCAGAUUUUCUACCCGAAUUCGAUCCAGCUGGAACCGAAUCGAUUCCCUGGAGAUCAUCCAAACGACUGUCCCCGAGACAUAAGGAAGGAUCAAGCCGAGGCGAUACAUUGUCAGAACUACGGAUUCCCCGACCUCCACGGCCACUAUCGGGAAGGGAAAUUCUGCCAGACCAAACACCAUUGGUGGUGGAAAAUCAAUCGAGUCAUGGACGCUCUGAACGUCACCAUGUUCCAUCGCGGUCCAUUCAUCUUUCUGGAGGAGGAUCACUACGUGGCGCCGGACCUCUUGCACGUGCUCCGCCUGAUGGAAAACGCGCAACCGACCGCCUGUCCAGGAUGUCGGAUUUUCGUUAUGGGCACCUAUGUGAAAACAAACAAUUACCGUCAGCUCAGCCCAACUGUCGACAUGAUAAAGUGGGUUUCGUCGAGGCACAAUAUGGGAAUGGUUGUAUACCGCGAUCUCUGGAAAUCGAUUCGGGACCGUUGUGCACAGACGUUUUGCACCUACGAUGAUUACAACUGGGACUGGUCUCUAUAUCGAGUCAGUAUGACUUGUUUAGAGAAGCCACUCCAAGCCAUGGUCGUGCGAACGACUAGAGUUUUUCACGUCGGCGAAUGUGGUGUGCAUCACAAAGGCAAAAACUGCGAUCAGUCUCGAUUAACUUUGGCCGCUCAACGGACCAUCGAGUCCGCCGGAGAAUUUCUUUUCCCUAAAAGCCUCCGUGUGCAGCGAGGGUUAGAAAGACCACUGAAAGCCCAGAGACCCAACGGUGGUUGGGGCGAUGUUCGUGAUCACCAGCUGUGUAUGCACUUCCUCAAUGAAACAUUAUGAAAAAAUCACAAGCCUCGCAACAACAGCACGUGUGUGAGGGCGACGGCAGCAGGAAAAUAUCAUCAUCACGAGCGAAGCUUCUCUCACCAGGAAAUCAUCCCACUCAUGCGAGCUCGCGUACUCGAUUGCAUUGAUGCCUGGACUAGAAUCGGGGACACGGCUCUGAGAGCAUUUACGGCGAAACCGCAGAAGUUCCGCGCUCCCCGUGGAAGUAGAGUGUACAAACGAAUGUGAAUAUCGGAGAUAUUGUGAUAGAAUGUCUACGCUCCCAAGAUAAGAGUUAGUGAUGAUAAGUGAUAACAACCGUAAUAUCGUAGCCGGCUCCCAUUCCGUUUGAUAGAGUACCUUGCGUUCCCCUUGUGACGUCGUAUAAUGCUGAAAGCCUGAAAGCGAGGAAUCGGGCCAGACGAAGGACGAAAAUUCAUGCCUGAGUCCGACGAUGACCAUGUCCGUUCUUGAGGGCGUUUCUUUUUUUCCCAGUGAUCCUACCAGCGCUCUCGCGGCCUCUGCUCAAGGUUGAGUUUUCGUUGUGGACCUUCGAAUCAUUAUCACCCGUUGCUCGUUUCAUCUUCGCCCCGUAUCCUCCUUUUCGAGUUUUCGAGCGUGUCGCCGAAAUUGCUGCAAU